This is a messenger RNA of Osmerus eperlanus (European smelt), 1693 nucleotides long. RefSeq names its product integrator complex subunit 15 (gene ints15). Lineage: Eukaryota; Metazoa; Chordata; Actinopteri; Osmeriformes; Osmeridae. The coding region runs from base 160 to 1548 and encodes 462 amino acids. The transcript is spliced from 8 exons. The record is from RefSeq and is a predicted model, not a curated record.
AUCCGAAUUAGCAUAAUACUGUUUGUCCCACUGAGACACCCGUACAACAGGAAAUACACGACGUGUUUCAAGGUACUGUGCGUUCUUUCUGCGCUUCUGCUCCUGUUAGUGGGAAUCAAGUGUUAAUGUUAAACAGUUGUUGUUAACCCUGCUGCAGUCAUGGGGGACAUCCGCCAGUCUCUGCUGCGCCGUGACUCGCUGAGUGCGGCCAAGGAGCUUCUGUAUCACCUGGAUAUUUACCUGAGUGGCCAGGUGCAAAACAGCUCCGCCCCUGCGGUGGACACGCCCACUCUGGAGCUGGUGGAGGAGUUCAUCCUGCACACACCUAAGGACCGACACCCCACCCCCAGGAGGAUGAAUGCCCUGCAGGAGCUGCAGCUGUUGGAGAUCAUGUGCAGCUGUUUCCUGGAGCAGAGUCGGGAUGCUGUGAGACAGCUCAUCUUCUCUGCCCUCUUUGGUCUCCAAGGCAACCAGGCGGACGACAGCCGCAUGGCAUUGCUAUGUAAACUGGUUUCUAUGGCAAUUGCUGUUGGCAGGGUCUCUAUCCUGGAGUGUGCUGCUACCUGGUUACAGAGAAGCCACCGUGGGUGUUGUGUGCGUCUGGCCAGGGUACUGGUGGACGACUACUGCAGCCUGGUUCCGGGUUCGGUUCCCACCCUGCGGAACAUCCACCGCUCAAGCCCUCGCUUCUGCUGCCAGUUCAUCACUGCGGUUACCACCCUGUACGAUCUCUCCUCAGGGGAGCUGUGUCCUCCAGUAGAUCUCGUCUCCAUGGUGAUGUCUUGGCUGCAGGAGGAUCCCAGUCUCAUUCUCAUCACCUUCCUGAACACGCCCAUUUCAGCCAGCCAGCCAAUCAGCUCCCUGGACCUCACCCCCCUGGCUGGCCUGGUGCGCUGGUGUGUCAAAGCCCCGUUGGCCUACAGGCGGGAAGGGAAGCCGAGUCUGACCAAUGGGACGACAGAGGUUGGAGCCCUCUUCUCCGCCCUCCACCUGAGUGUUCUACAGGUGCUGCUGCUCCUGCCGGCGGUCCUGACGGAGAAAGGCAUUCUGGGUCGUCUGGCUCUGCUGCAGUUGGACCAGCUGUCCUUGCUCACCUCCGACCUGGCCCGUCUGCUGGAGAACACACACUCCCACACACACGCCGACACGCUCAGCGACAUACACACCGACGCACUCGGCAAUACACAUGCCCAGCUCUGCGUGGACAGGCUAGCCCAGGCUCUGCAAGUCUCCAUGGCAACAGGUGCUCUGCUCUGCUCCAGAGAGGAGCUGCGAGUGCUGUGUUCCCGCCUUCCUCACAGCAAUCUCCUCCAGUUGGUGAUGUGUGGCCCGGUGCAGCCAAGUGGCUUCUACCCCCACAUCCACACCCCUCCUCUGGGAUACUGUCCCCUGGCCUCACCCCUACCUCCUCCUCUUGCCUCCCCCCUAACCCCUCACCCCUCACACACUCCCCUGGCCUCCCCCCUAACCUCUCACCCCUCCCAUCCCUCUUUCUCUCCCCAGCCCUUCCUUCCAGCCAUGUCCUAUUCCUUCCAUCCUACCCACUGACCACUACCCUAAUCCCAUCCAUCCUACCGACUGUGCAAGGAGGUGUGUGUGUGCGCAAGGAUGUUUGUAGGUUGUGUGAUUCCGAGGGUGUUUCUGAUGAGAAGGGUGCAAGAAUGUGUGUGUGUGUUUUGGUGCCCCAAAAAGA